Rubroshorea leprosula is the source of this 1321-nucleotide messenger RNA. Lineage: Eukaryota; Viridiplantae; Streptophyta; Magnoliopsida; Malvales; Dipterocarpaceae. The record is from the annotation of a GenBank genome assembly.
AGCUCCCCUAAGCCACCGACUCAUCCCCUUUGAGAAAAAUUGGUGACAAAGCUUGAGAUUUCUUCUUCUUUUCUUGUUAAAUAACAAGAUUUGGGGCUUAGAACUCUUUUUAAACCCAAGAAAAUCCCAGAUCUGCUCUAUCCUUCCCCUGUCCACGAGCUGUUCUGUUGGGUGCGAUUUCUGGGCUUUUUCGGUUCCGUGAAAUCCCCUCCAAAAUCCCGUUAGCUUCCAUGUUCGCCGGACCCGGCUUUUGCUUGCCGGACCCGGCUUUUGCUUGCCGGAAAAUUCUGGUAAGUUGCCGUCCCUUCCAAGUCCAAAUUAUCCAUGUAGUUGCUGCCUUGUGUUGAUUGGAUUUUCUGCUUUUGAAUUGCCCUUUUUGUUGUCCGAAAAUGGAAGAAAUUUAGGUGAAAUUGUGCUGGAAGGUGGAAUGAAUUUUGGUAGCUUUAAGUGGGUUUUUGUUUAAUUUAAGUGGAGGUUAGCUUGAGUUGGUUGCUAUGAUGUUAAUUGUGGAAGAAUCCUAUGACAUUCCGUGACUUGUUGUUUUGGCCAAAGCUCGGUUUCUCCAUGGCUGUCCGUGGAAUUGGAAACCAUUUAUAUGUGUGAUUGUAUAUACACAAUCCGAUUGUGAUACCCAAAAUUGGAUGAAAUAAAUAAAUAAAGAAAAGAAAUAAAAUUUCCUUAUGGGGUUAAUUGUCGGUAACAAUAGAAAAAUGAUUAAGUAUGUAGUUUUAUAUGGGUAGUAAUUUUUGGAUGUUUUGAUUAGGUCUAAUCGUUUUGUCAAUUUAGCACUGAGAUCCAGUCUUUGGUUUUAAGUGAGUGAGGUAAGUAAAUUUAUGAUAAUACCUGUACAGUUUUUAAAAGUAUCUUUUAACUUAUUUUUGAAAUGGUGACAGGACUAAACCUGUUUUAUGCAAAAGUAAGUAUGACUGAUUUGAAGUGAAAUUUUUAUGCUUUUCAUUAAAUUGAGCAUACCUACUUGAAAUUUAAUUGAUUGUCUUGAUAAUUUGAAAGUGAUUGGUGAAUUAUGAUUUUUCUGUUAACUUCUGCCUGUUUUAUCUCCGAUGUGGUUAUGUUAUUGAUGACCCUGCUAGUGGGGGUUAAAUGCUAGCACAUGUCGACAUGUUAUUGAUAGAACCGGUUCGUACGAGUGACCUUGCUAGUGGGGAUUAUACACCAACAAAUAUUGUAGCCUGCUAGUGGGAGGUUUAUAACACUGGUCAUGACCUAUAGAGGAGACGUCUAUUUCGUUCUCGCACUGUAAUUGUUUUUUGUGAUUACACUUGUUGGUAUGUUAUAAGUUUAAUUAAGGGCACUCCAUAUU